This is a messenger RNA of Xylaria bambusicola, 1518 nucleotides long. Its product is annotated as mannan endo-1,6-alpha-mannosidase DCW1-like protein. Gene Ontology annotation, biological process: fungal-type cell wall biogenesis; carbohydrate catabolic process. The record is from RefSeq and is a predicted model, not a curated record. The coding region runs from base 1 to 1518 and encodes 505 amino acids. The transcript has 5 exons. Gene Ontology annotation, molecular function: mannan endo-1,6-alpha-mannosidase activity. NCBI's taxonomy places the organism in Eukaryota, Fungi, Ascomycota, Sordariomycetes, Xylariales, Xylariaceae.
AUGUUCAGGGGCUUACUGAUUGGCGCCGUGCUAGGCGCAGCUUCUGCCGCCCCGGCGGAUCUGGAUAUCAACAAUCCUGAGUCCAUCAAGUCGAUGGCGAGUACAAUCGCAUUUGAAACCAUGAAAUACUACUCUGGAAACAUCACAAAUACCCCAGAAGUAUACUGGUGGCAAGCUGGUGCAUGUUGGGGAGCGAUGCUCGACUAUUCGCACUAUACAGGCGAUUCUAGCUAUGACGAUGUGAUAACACAGGCACUGCAAAGCCAAGUACUCGCUCCCGAUUUCAAUCUUAUGAAUCCGCGCUAUUUCGGCUCCGAAGGUAAUGACGAUCAAGCCUUUUGGGCCUUUACCAUACUAGAAGCCGCUGAGCGCAACUGGCCCCAACCUGACGACUCUCUACCGCCUUGGAUAACGGUGGCUGAGAACAUAUGGAAUACGAUGAUCUCCAGAUGGGACGAAACAACUUGCGGCGGCGGCUUACACUGGCAAAUAUUCGACGGCAACCCGAACGGCAUCGACUACAAGAACGCAGUAUCCAACGGCGGAUUAUUCCAAGUAUCUGCACGACUGGCACGAGCAACUAACGACGAUAAAUACUUCCAAUGGGCAGAGAAGAUCUGGGACUGGUCUGAGAAUGUUGGCUUCAUCGAUAAGGAUUUCAAUGUGUUCGACGGCGCUAGCUCGAAGGCCGAUUGCAAGGACACUAAUCCUUUAACCUUCUCCUAUUCACAAGGCAUUUAUAUGUAUGGCGCAGCAGUACUCUUCGACUACAAGAACGGAGACCAGAAAUGGGGCGACCGGGCAGAUGGCUUGCUGCAGGCUUCUCGGUCCUACUUCACCCCCUUUGACAACGCUACGGACAUCAUGUACGAGCAUGCGUGCGAGCUGGUUGACACAUGCAACACGGAUAUGAAAUCCUUCAAGGGCUAUCUGUCUCGCUUCAUGGCCGCAACAGCCCAGUUGAUGCCUUCGACUCGCGAUGACGUCCAGGAACUACUCCGUGCAUCUGCGAUAGCAGCAGGAAAGGCGUGCUCCGGCGGAGACAGCGGUACUUCCUGUGGGCAGAAAUGGUAUGUCGGAGGAUACGAUGGGAAUACAGGGCUCGGCCAGCAGAUGACUGCUCUCGAAACAGUUCAGGCACUGCUUGCCUUUGACGCGCCGCGGCCUCUGAAAUUCGGCGAGAUCAAACAUCUCAAAGACAAAGAGCCGAUAGUUAUACCUCCGCCCAGCACGACUGAAACAACGGCACCUCCAGAGCCCACGACGCCCAUGGAGCCCAUGGAGCCUAUAGAGCCUAUAGAGCCUAUAGAGCCUUCUGAAACUACCGACACUGCAGAUACCACGAUAACGUUAGCCAGUCCGCCGAGUACGGUGACCGUGGUAAAAGACGUGGAUACGGCACCUACCGAGUCCGCAUCGGAUACGCAGGGGCCAGAGUCCGUUGCACAUGUCACUGGGGUCAGUUAUACCCGGAUUCUGAUGUCGUUACUUACUUCCGUCAUGAUAUUCAGCGUUUGA